Molecule: messenger RNA, 852 nt
Organism: Glarea lozoyensis ATCC 20868
Lineage: Eukaryota; Fungi; Ascomycota; Leotiomycetes; Helotiales; Helotiaceae
Exons: 1
Coding region: 1-852 (283 amino acids)
Source: RefSeq, a predicted model, not a curated record
AUGCUCAAUACACAGUUGAGCGACUUGCCGCGUGGGCUUCGUGAAGAAAUUUGGAGUCUUGGGCUGCUCCCCCAACCUGGUGUAUACAAAUUUGACCCAGAAUGGUUCGUCUUCACACCCGACGGAGAUGGGUGGGAAGAUGAAAGAUGGAUGAUUCCCAAGCGUAAAUACCCCUCAGUCAUGAACGUUUGUCAAGAAUCCCGCUACUGUACCCUCCGCAUCAAAAGUCAAGAGCAAAAGAGAGAGCAAGAAAACGGCAAUGCACCAUACUACUGUGUUGGGGAAAGUGCUCGGCCGUUCAAUCCCGCGAUCGAUACCUUCUGGUUCAGCAAAGAAGCUCUGCUAAGGCAUCACUGGGUUAGUGAUCUUUCGUGCGUGAUUGGCAAUCGUCUUCAUAUCAUCGAGAAUCUGGCAAUCUCUCAAGAGUGCUUCACGCCAACCGUCCUUGCGCCUAGAUUAAAUGUACAGUCUGUAUGGAAUAGCUUCAGAUGGUGCCGGCUACUUCGCUUCAUGAGUUUAAGGCGUGUCGAUGUCAUCUUAGCGGUGGGACGUACGGACGAACAUCAUGAUGAGACCCUGACUGGAAAAUCUCCGAGUAGCCGUGGGAAGGAGCUUCGAAUAGAAAAAUGGACUGCGGGUUCCUCGAUGGAAACGCCACAAGAGGUAGAUACGUUGAUCGAAAAUGUACGGGCCAGUACUGUGGAGGCUUUCCAGGAUUUGUAUGAGAAUAUGCUGGUCGGUAAUGCUGAAGAAGAAAGGUUGUUGCCUUUUCCAGAUGGCUUCAUUGCCAAUUGGCAUGAUGGAUCUAGGAUAAAUUUUCAUGCCUCAAUGGUCCAGGAGACGUCUUUUUGA